AUUUGUUUACGAGCCAACACUGCUAUCAAUUUAACUUCCGGUAUGACGAGGAGUGGGUGUCGUAAAGGCGUUCAGUUUGUUGCAACACUUUCAAGCGAAUGUAUGGCGUUGUACUGCAAUGUAUGGUUAUAAAGAAAAGCGAAUAUGUUUUUUAAAACGUAUUUUCAGACAAUGAAAGGAAUAAGCGAAAACCUAAAUGUCUAUAUUGAUGUUUCCCGACUGGAGCCUCCUCUAUAGACCUUCUCAUAGGCUUGUUGUAGCUGCUCUCUGAUUGGACCAGCGGCCUCUGCCGAGAAUCAGUGAACAAUCAAAGAUUGUCUAUGAAGACAAGAGCCGCCCAACAGUCACGGUUGUAAACAUUGUGGUAUUCUCUUAAUUAUUACUUCAUGUUUUUUUCUCACAGAGACGGACCUAUUCCAAGUGAUCAUAACUAAACUACUCGAAAUAAUUUACUUUGUGCCUUGUUUUUUUAAUGGUCUAUUGCACCUGAUGAUUCGUGUGGAGUGGGCCUUCUUCGUAAGCAGGCCCUCUGUGCAGCCGGGAGCUCAGAGGCGAUGAGAGGGGAGGGCAGACAGCACCAGGGACUGGGUGGGAGCAGGAGGGAUGCGAGGGUGGAAGCAGGGGAAGAAGAACAUAGUGGUGAGGAGAUCAUCUCUUGGAUGCUGAGUCACAUAAUCAAGGGACCACAUCCCCAUGAGUCUUUGGGAAUAAUGGAGGAGCUUGAACACACUUGCCCCCAUCCUCGGACGACGCUGACCAAGCCUGCCAUCUUCGCCGCAGAGAGCAGCUGCGAUUGCCGCGCCCCUCAUGAGAAGCUAACUGUCGCUCAGGCCCGCAAAGGAACCCCAGUGGACCGUCCAGUGAGAGUGUACGCUGAUGGCAUCUUUGACCUCUUUCACUCUGGCCAUGCCCGUGCUCUCAUGCAGGCCAAGAACCUCUUCCCUAACACCUACCUAAUUGUGGGAGUGUGCAGUGAUGAUCUGACCCAUAAGUACAAAGGCUUCACGGUCAUGACAGAGAUAGAACGAUACGAAGCUCUACGACACUGCCGCUACGUUGAUGAAGUACUGAGGGAUGCUCCUUGGACGCUCACACCCAAAUUUCUGGAGGAACACAAGAUCGAUUUUGUCGCUCAUGAUGAUAUCCCAUACUCCUCAGCAGGGAGCGAGGAUGUCUACAAACACAUUAAGGAGGCAGGGAUGUUCGUGCCUACACAACGCACCGAGGGCAUCUCCACGUCAGACAUUAUCACUAGAAUUGUCAGAGACUACGACGUCUACGCCCGGCGCAACCUCCAACGUGGCUAUACGGCCAAGGAACUCAACGUCAGCUACAUCAAUGAAAAGAAGUACCGGCUGCAGAACCAAGUGGACCGGAUGAAGGAGAAGGUUCGCAACGUUGAGGAAAAGAGCAAACAUUUUGUUUACCGCGUGGAAGAGAAGAGUCACGACCUCAUUCAGAAGUGGGAAGAGAAAUCCCGUGAGUUUAUCGGUAACUUCCUGGAGCUAUUUGGACCUGAUGGGACAUGGCAGGUGUUUCAGGAGCGCAGCGGUCGAAUGCUGUCCUACGCUAUGUCUCCCAGAGAAUCCCCCUGCAGCAGCCCAUCGCGUGAACUGUCUCCCCAGCGCUCACCUUCGCCCCCGUCUCCUCCCGACCGCUGGCACAAUGCACGGCCCUUGCUGCCAACCUCCCCCAAAGGAGCGUUGGCCUCCAUCAGCAGCAUGAGUGAAGGCGAUGAGGAUGACGUGGACACUCCCACAAGCUCACAGAACACUGCCUGACAGCUUGGGCGCACAAAUACACACACACACACUUCCCACACACUGGAUGGAUACCAAAACACUUUACCUCAAGGAAAAUACAGAAGCUGUGGGAAUUCUGUGCAGCUGGGUUGUCGGGGUGACCCACGCAGAAUAAGGUGGAUGAUGAAGGUUCACUGUAUAGCAGAAAAAUGUGCACUCGUCACAGUAGAUUGCUGAAAGAAACAUUCCUGCAGCCUUGUCAAGCCACAUACUGUUUUGUCUUUUUUUAGGAGAGCACUGUCUGUUUGGGAGGCCAUCUUUUUUGAAGUAGGACAGUCAUAAUAUAAACACAGCGCUAUUAAAACACUCUCAGUACUGUACAUUAUUCAGUUGAUCAUUAAACCACACUAAGGCUUUUAAAUUGAAAGCGGAAGACGACAAACAGGAAAUGCAGGGCAAAAAGGGGGGGUGCUGUGAAAUGAAGGUAAAUCCAAUUUUCUGAUUUUGGUCCGUUUUACUCAAUUGUAAUGUUUCUAUUACCAAUGUACACAUUUUUUGUAUUUUAAGGACAGCAGUGACAAAACAUUGUGUUUGUGUAGUUAAUUGUUAAGGCGUGCUCGGGUACAGGGCAUAUAGUACCCGGAUGCUUAACUAAACUUUCACGCUAACUUUGAGGACUGUUGUACUUCGACCAUGAACUACAAUUUAAGCAAUAAUGUGUUGGUGAAACAGCUGUAUAAUGUUAAUAGGACAAAUAAACAGUAGGUUUUCACCAACAGCUGUAUAACGUGAAUGGGACACAUUAAAAAGUGCAGUUUGUUGAUGAACGUAAUAAGAGCUUACUUGUCAAGUGUGUGCAGGAUCGGUGCUUCACACUACAAAGCGUUCUCAUUUCAAAACCGUAAAACUUAAUUCAUAAUACAACUUGCUCAUCAUUGUAAAUGUUUUGUCUUUCAGAAUACUGUAUUACCUCCGACUAAAGUUGACAGAACACAUAACAUUUAUGUACAGUACUUAACUCGCUGAAGCAGGCUACGAGGUACGUGAUCACGUGACCGGGUGUUGGCGUCAAUUGGAUAGCGAAGCUACGUCAUAGUGACCCGGAUGUUGGCGUUCAUUCAUUCUAGAUGGGCAAACUUGAUGUUAUGUACGUUUCAAUGAAGCAAACUGCAAAUAAAAACAUUUUUGGCACUAUUACAUUGGUGACUGAUACACAAAAAUUUAAAGAAAUUAACAGUUUACCUGUUAUGCAUCAUCCAUCCAAUUUCUGCCGCUUAUUCCCGUUCGGGGUCGCUGGCGCCUAUCUCAGCUACAAUCGGGCGGAAGGCGGGGUACACCCUGGACAAGUUGCCAUCUCAUCGCAGGGCCAACACAGAUAGACAACAUUCACACUCACACACUAGGGCCAAUUUAGUGUUGCCAAUCAACCUAUCCAUCACGAGUCACAUAAUACACAUCUCACUUGUGGCUAUGUUGGGUUUAAAAUCUAGGAAUAGUAUGUCAGAUUAUGUCGUCUAAAAGAUGAUUUAAAGGCUUACUGAAAUGAGAUUUUCUUAUUUAAACGGGGACAGCAGGUCCAUUCUAUGUGUCAUACUUGAUCAUUUCGCGAUAUUGCCAUAUUUUUGCUGAAAGGAUUUAGUAGAGAACAUCCACGAUAAAGUUCGCAACUUUUGGUCGCUAAUAAAAAAAACCUUGCCUGUACCGGAAGUAGCAAAUGAUGUACGCGUGACGUCACGGGUUGUCGGGCUCCUCACAUUGUUUACAAUCAUAGCCACCGGCAGUGAGAGCGAUUCCGACCGAGAAAGCGACAAUUUCCCCUUUGAGCAAAAAUGAAAGAUUCGUGGAUAAGAAUAAUGAGUGAAGGACUAGAAAAAAAAAAAAGUCAGGGGUGUGUGGCCACGGGUGUGGUGACUGCCAGUGUCUCUGACAGAAGGAAGCAGCAGGACGCAAGCUCCGCUGAUGUCUACGGUAAGAGACGACUUAUUAGAACAAUUUUCUCACCGAAACUUGCCGGUUGACAUGUGGUCGGGAUCCAUGUUCGCUUGACCGCUCUGUUCUAUAGUAAAGCUUCACCUUCUGGAAUUUUAAACAAGGAAACACCGGCUGUGUUUGUGUGGCUAAGGGCAGCUGCAGUGCACCGCUUCCCACCUCCAUCUUUCCACUUUGACUUCUCCAUUAUUAAUUUAACAAAUUGCAAAAGAUUCAGCAACACAGAUGUCCAGAAUACUGUGUAAUUAUGCGAUUGAAGCAGACUACUUUUAGCUUCGAUCGGGCUGGAAAAAAAUGUCCGCUACAACCCGAGACGUCACGCCCAUGCAUCAUCAUACGCGUCAUCAUUCCGCGACGUUUUCAACAGGAUACCUCACGGGAAAUUUAAAAUUGCAAUUUAGUAAACUAAAAAGGCCGUAUUGGCAUGUGUUGCAAUGUUAAUAUUUCAUCAUUGAUAUAUAAACUAUCAGACAGGGUGGUUGGUAGCAGUGGGUUUCAGUAGGCCUUUAAGUGAGUCAAUACAUUGCUGCAGGGUUCAUGAUUUUUUUCAGGGAAUAUUACAGUAUGUUCACUUGAAACCCCUAAAAUAUAUUAUAAUGGGAAUGUUUUUUUUUUUAUUAAAAAGUCCAAAUAACUUGGUAUGGAAAUAAAAUUCA
This is a messenger RNA of Nerophis ophidion (straightnose pipefish), 4387 nucleotides long. RefSeq names its product phosphate cytidylyltransferase 1B, choline a (gene pcyt1ba). The transcript has 8 exons. NCBI's taxonomy places the organism in Eukaryota, Metazoa, Chordata, Actinopteri, Syngnathiformes, Syngnathidae. Gene Ontology annotation, molecular function: phosphatidylcholine binding; choline-phosphate cytidylyltransferase activity. Gene Ontology annotation, biological process: CDP-choline pathway. The coding region runs from base 555 to 1781 and encodes 408 amino acids. The record is from RefSeq and is a predicted model, not a curated record.